This is a messenger RNA of Copidosoma floridanum, 768 nucleotides long. Its product is annotated as speckle-type POZ protein B. NCBI's taxonomy places the organism in Eukaryota, Metazoa, Arthropoda, Insecta, Hymenoptera, Encyrtidae. The record is from RefSeq and is a predicted model, not a curated record. Gene Ontology annotation, molecular function: protein binding.
AUGGAGAGCGAUUCUGACAUUUCUGACUUGCUAAUUCAUGUUCCAGAAGUAUAUGUUUCAUGGAAAAUAAAAAAUUUUAGUACCUACAAAAAAAUCUUAAACUCUGAGUUUAGUCUGCACAAUGAAAGUGGAACAUGUUUAAAAGAAACUGAAAAAAGUUCCAUGUGUCAUUAUUCUGAUUAUUACCAAUCAUGGGGAUUUCUAAAAUUGUGUAAGCGUGAUGAAAUUUUGAACCUUCUUGAAAAUGACAUGUUAGAUGUUCAUUGUUGGAUCAAGUGGAAAACAGAUAUCAGCAUUGGUAAUAAGUUAGGUGCAUUAGAUGAAAUUGACAGGCUAAGUAAUUUGUCAUGUGGUUACAAGAAACUCAUGGAUGAAGGGAGUUUCAGUGAUGUCAUCCUAGAGGCAAACGAUGGUACAAAGAUUCCUGCUCACAAGAGCAUACUUGCAUCACGCAGCUCUGUUUUUGCAGAGAUGUUUUCUCACGACAUGAAGGAGAAUAAAGAGUCUAAAGUUGAAAUCAAAGAUUUGGAUGAGAAAGUUUUAAAGACCAUGCUGCAGUAUAUUUAUUCAGGUAGUUUUAAUGAAAAUGAUUGUCAGAUUAAUGAAUUGUUUGAGGCUGCCGACAAAUAUGAUCUUCAAGCUUUGAAAGAGUGUACAAUCAAAGGCGUUUUACUGUCGUUAACUAUUCUCUAUAAAAAUUAUUACAUGGUAGCUUGUCAUUGGCUGGGACUGGCAGGCAACACUAAUACUCAUAGAGCUAUGAAAUAA